This is a messenger RNA of Plectropomus leopardus (leopard coralgrouper), 571 nucleotides long. The record is from RefSeq and is a predicted model, not a curated record. NCBI's taxonomy places the organism in Eukaryota, Metazoa, Chordata, Actinopteri, Perciformes, Serranidae.
UUUUUAUUGUUUGUUUAGUUUUUGUGUUGACGUGUCGUGUUUGUGUUUUCGUGUGCAGACGCUGCGUAAGAAAGGUUUAAACGGCUGCGACAGCCCCGACAUCGAGGCCGACGACUCUGCAGGCCAGAGCCCAGAGUCUGAGGACAAAUACCGAAAAAUCAACGAGGACAUCGACCUGAUGAUCAACAGACAGAGACUCUGUCAGGGUCUGCUCCCCUCCAACUACGACAUGGGCGUCUCCGUCCCCGGCAGUAACCCCGGCGGCCUGCUGUACUCUCACCCCGGGAUCAGCUGCGGUUUGGGGAACCACAACCUGCUGCCCGUCUCGCACACACACACGUCCCUGCAGAGGAGCAGCAUGUCCCCUCAGCGGCCCCCCAGCGCCGGAAACGCAGGUACCAGAGCAGACGGUCGGCCCCGAGAAGCAUUAAAAACUUCGUAAUCAGCCUUUACAUCGAUAUUUUCCUCCUUUGCUUCGAUCAUAACGAGAUAAAACUAAUUAAAUUAUGCAGAAAACUUUAUUGACUCGAUGUCCCCACAAUGUUUCACCUCAGGAGCAAAAUCUUUGAAC